This is a messenger RNA of Humulus lupulus (European hop), 441 nucleotides long. RefSeq lists its product as uncharacterized. The transcript has a single exon. The record is from RefSeq and is a predicted model, not a curated record. NCBI's taxonomy places the organism in Eukaryota, Viridiplantae, Streptophyta, Magnoliopsida, Rosales, Cannabaceae. Bases 1 to 441 code for a protein of 146 amino acids.
AUGGGUCUGUCAGUUCAAGACAUCAAGGCAUGUGCAACAACCCUGUAUGGAUUUUCAGGGGAAGGAAUUGCGAGCACAUGGGACAUUGAGCUUCCCGUAACUUUGGGAGAAUAUCCGGUCUUGGUAACAAAAAUGUUUGAAUUUAUAGCGAUGGAUACCCCAUCUGCCUACAACAUUUUGCUCGGGAGACCAACAUUGAUCAGGAUGGGGGCAGUAACAUCAAUAAGGCACUUGGUUGUGAAAUUCCCAAUGCCAAGUGGGAUUGGGAUAUUGAAGGGGUACCAAUUGGCAGCUCGGGAGUGCUGCUACAACAUUUCCAUGAGAGGAAGAGGCCAAACCAACGCACAAGCAUUGGUCAUCGUCGCAAAAAUAACUGAGGAAAUGGUUUUUGAGAUCGAAAAUGAGGAAAUGGUGAAGACCGAGCUGAGCUCAGACCCAUAG